Molecule: messenger RNA, 524 nt
Organism: Trichogramma pretiosum
Lineage: Eukaryota; Metazoa; Arthropoda; Insecta; Hymenoptera; Trichogrammatidae
Exons: 3
Coding region: 126-485 (119 amino acids)
Biological process (GO): mitochondrial respirasome assembly; mitochondrial electron transport, cytochrome c to oxygen; regulation of oxidative phosphorylation
Source: RefSeq, a predicted model, not a curated record
AACGAGGAACUUAUUCGUAGUUUGGUUCUAUUUACUGUGGAUACGCUUUAAUUUAAAGAUUAGUUAACGUCUGGUCCGAAAGCAUUCAGUAGCAAUACUGUACUUAUAACAAAAUUAUUAAUAUUAUGCCCCAUUAUAAAUACAGUUCACUUGCUGGUCGAUUGCUACCAUCACAGACACAUUUACAGCCACUUCAUCCAACGUCGCUAUUACCAGUUGAUAAAGCAGAUCCACCAAAAAUGAUUUGGGACUCCAUCAAAACUAAAACAUUAAAAACUGCUCCUUUGUCAGCAGCAUCGUUUUCAACGCUUGAUCCUAAACUUCUUGCCAAAUAUAAAAAAUUCCAGGCAAAUGUUGAGAAACCAGUUUUCUUAAUGGGAGGACCUCCUGAUAAAAUAUUAUUUGGAGCUACAUGUGCAAUUGUAGUUGUUGGUGUUGCUCAGUGCUUCAAAUUAUUUUAUGAUAUGGCUAAUCCAAAAAAAUGAAUUAUUUAAAUAAAGAUAAAAAUGCAUUGUAGUGAAAGU